This is a messenger RNA of Cannabis sativa, 971 nucleotides long. Its product is annotated as large ribosomal subunit protein eL13z. Gene Ontology annotation, molecular function: structural constituent of ribosome; RNA binding. The record is from RefSeq and is a predicted model, not a curated record. The transcript has 5 exons. Gene Ontology annotation, biological process: translation. Gene Ontology annotation, cellular component: cytosolic large ribosomal subunit; ribosome. Lineage: Eukaryota; Viridiplantae; Streptophyta; Magnoliopsida; Rosales; Cannabaceae. Bases 162 to 785 code for a protein of 207 amino acids.
GCCCAUUGGGCCAACAACAAACAUCAGAACCCUAUAACUAAAAGCUCUCUCAAUCACUAUCGUUUGACAUCUCACUCUGUGCCGCCGAGUCUCAACCCCUCUCUCCUCUCUCUGCUGAUCUCUUCUCUUCGCCGGACCUCCGGACAAAGUUAAGGUAAGCCAUGGUGAAGCACAACAACGUUAUCCCUAAUGGCCAUUUCAAGAAGCAUUGGCAGAACUAUGUUAAGACAUGGUUCAACCAACCUGCAAGGAAGACCAGAAGAAGGAUCGCUCGCCAGAAGAAGGCUGUGAAGAUUUUCCCCAGGCCUACUGCUGGACCCCUUCGCCCUGUUGUUCAUGGACAGACUUUGAAGUACAACAUGAAGGUUCGGGCUGGCAGGGGUUUCUCAUUGGAAGAACUCAAGGCUGCUGGGAUCCCCAAGAAGCUUGCACCUACCAUUGGUAUAUCGGUUGAUCACCGCCGCAGGAACAGAUCUUUGGAGGGUCUCCAAUCUAAUGUUCAGAGGCUCAAGACUUACAAGGCUAAACUUGUCGUCUUCCCAAGGCGUGCUCGCAAGUUUAAGGCUGGAGAUUCUGCCCCAGAGGAGUUGGCCAAUGCUACUCAGGUCCAAGGCGAGUUCUUGCCUAUUGCUCGAGAGAAGCCAGCAUUUGAACUUGUUAAGAUUACCGAUGACAUGAAGUCAUUCAAGGCUUACAACAAGCUCAGGUUGGAGCGCACAAACGCACGCCAUCUUGGUGCUCGGUUGAAGAGGGCUGCCGAGGCCGAGAAGGAAGAGAAGAAAUAGAGUCAUAGAGUUAUUCCCAGGAAUUUUGCAUUUUGUUUUCUGAACUAUGUAGAUUUUUUGUUGUAUUUUGAUGUUAGCUAAGCUGAAGAUUUUUAAAUUAAUUUUAUGGUUGUAUUGCUGAUUGUAUAAUUUUUUAAGUUUACCCUUUUCGAAAGUAAUACAAUCAAUACCAUUGAUUUGGCAUAA